UCGGGCCGGCGGCGGAGACAAUGAACAGCGGCAAAAGCGAGCAAGAGCUCAGCCCGGCCGAGCCGAACUUGCAAGAGGAAGAGGUACGGACACUCUUUGUCAGUGGUCUGCCCCUGGAUAUCAAACCCCGAGAGCUGUAUCUCUUGUUCAGACCAUUCAAGGGGUAUGAAGGUUCUCUUAUUAAACUCACUUCAAAGCAGCCUGUGGGUUUCGUUAGCUUUGAUAGUCGCUCAGAAGCAGAAGCUGCUAAGAAUGCCUUGAAUGGAAUUCGUUUUGACCCAGAAAUCCCUCAGACGCUCCGACUAGAGUUUGCAAAGGCCAACACGAAGAUGGCUAAGAGCAAAUUAGUGGGAACUCCUAAUCCCAGCACUCCUGCCACCCCCAAUGCAGUACCUCAGUUCAUUACCAGAGAGCCAUAUGAACUCACAGUGCCUGCACUUUACCCCAGUAGCCCUGAAGUGUGGGCACCGUACCCUCUCUACCCAGCGGAGUUAGCACCUGCUCUACCUCCGCCUGCUUUCACCUACCCUGCUUCACUGCAUGCCCAGAUCCGCUGGCUCCCUCCCUCAGAGGCUACUUCUCAGGGCUGGAAGUCCCGUCAGUUCUGCUGAAUCCUGUAUAUCAGGUGUGUGAUGGCGGCUACACUCUGUCUUGUGGGUAUUGAUGCAUUCUUCCAAAGUCGCUACUGAUGUCUUACCUUCAUCUUC
Messenger RNA from Thamnophis elegans (Western terrestrial garter snake), 707 nucleotides. It is a transcript of the gene RBPMS, whose product is annotated as RNA binding protein, mRNA processing factor. Bases 21 to 611 code for a protein of 196 amino acids. The record is from RefSeq and is a predicted model, not a curated record. Gene Ontology annotation, molecular function: mRNA binding. Lineage: Eukaryota; Metazoa; Chordata; Lepidosauria; Squamata; Natricidae. The transcript is spliced from 8 exons.